AAAAUCUCCAUGCCAGCUAACCCCGGCAGCUCAUUUACCGUCUCAACUUUGGGCCUGCAGUCUGUGCAUGCCGCAAGCGAGCCCGUAGAAGCGACUUUCCCAUCUCAAUAUCACCUCACAAUUAAUUGUAAUACGCUUUGCUAAGCAUCAAACCGAACGUCAAGGUGUUGUAUCAACUCAAGUUGAACCGUAAUGGCGAGCGCCGAAGAUGCGCUGGGAACGGGUCAAUUGCGGCAAGAGUUGAGUGGGCUGCAGAUCCUGCUCAUAGUCCUCAGUGCUCUCAUCGGAGCCGGCAUCUACAUGACGGACGUUGACGCGCUCCAGCUUAUUGGACCGCUUGGACUUCUGGUCGCGUUCAUGAUCCUCAGCGUUAUCGCGGCAUGCAUUGGCGACACGGUCAGCCACCUUGUGCAGCUUUUCCCUACGCCCAAUGCGGUGUUUGAAUAUGUCUACAACUUUGUUGAUCAUGAGCUCGGGUGGGUUGUCGGGUUCUCAUAUUGGUAUGCAUGGGUUACCACUUUCGCUUUGGAGAUGCUCACUGCCGCCUCUAUCACUCAGUUCUGGGGACUUGACCACGUGGGAAUCGGCGUCAUCUUCUAUGUCGCGGUGCCUGUGUUUUGUAUUGUGAUCAAUUCGAUCAACGUCAAGUAUUUUGGUUGGGUCGAGACUGUAGGUGGACUACUGAAAGUUCUGCUCAUAAUUACUAUGUCUGUUGCCUUCUACGCAGUAGCGGGAAAAUAUGGGCUCGGAACGGGUGAGAGGACGAAUAUCAGUCGAGGCUUUCAACCCAAUGAGAACUACACUAAAGAUGCAGGGACGGCAUUCUGCAUGGCCCUGCCCCUAGUUGCAUGGAGCUUUGGGGGAAUCGAAAGCACGACGAUGGCGGCCUUUGAGGCAAAGACGAUAGGAGACAUCGCGCUGGCAUCGAGAUCUAUCCACUGGAUCCUCAUCGUCCUGCAUUUCUUUUAUAUCAUCGGCAUGAUGUUCACCAUCCCGUGGGAUGUUUCUGACGUGGCGUCGUUUCACCCCUGGGUCAACAUUACCCAGGCCACUGCAGACCCCGCCAGCCUUCUGUUCAACACCUUCAAUAGCGCUGACGAGUGCAACAAGUCGACCAUCGGUGUCGUCAGGGCUAUCUGCAAUAUCAACAGGCCUCCUGGCGGGCCCCCAAAUGCGGACGUCAGCGGGCUGGCCAACUUUGUAAAUGUCGUUCUGCUCUACAGUGUCCUGUCGUGUGGCAAUGCGGCACUGUAUAUUGCCAGUCGUAUAUUGUAUGGUCUCGCGUCGAGCGAGCGGGUGAAACGCAAGGGCGUUGCAAAUCCCUUGCUGCGAUAUCUCGGCUCAACUCGGGGGAGAGGGGUCCCGUUCUAUGCGGUCGUCUUUUCGUGGCUUAUUUUCUGCUGGGCCCCAUUCCUUGGCUUUGUGCAUGGGGGCGACUGGGAGAUUCUGGCCAAUUUGAGGCAGUUUCUCUUUGUUACGUCUAGCAUGGCAUAUAUAGUGGUCUGGGCAGGGCUGUGCUUGGCAUUUAUCAGAUUCCGCAGCUGGUGUAACUACUGCGCCGUCGGUCUACGGAAUCUGGACGGGGACAGCCGCCGUCACUAUCGGGACUACGUCUCGAAGGGCCGUAUCGUAACAAAAGGCAUCCUGCCGCAGCCGCUAGCGGCGUGGAUUGGGCUUUUGGGAUGCUUCCUCCUGAUUAUCAUGUCAAGCUCGGUAUGGUGGAAUGUUCUACCAUCGAACCGGGACGUGGGAGGCAUUUCCAAGGCCUGGUCAGUUUCUGUGUAUUUCCUCGAGGGGAUUCUCCUCGCCCUCUGGGCGGUUCUCAAGGCGUGGAACGGAAAUUGGACGAAACCUUGGUGGGUUCCUAGGGAUAUCAACCCGUCAGACCCUGAGAUGCUACGCGACUGUAUAGAUAAUCUGAAUUCGGCCUCAAAGAAGGCGGCUGAAAGGGAACAAGACAGGGACGAACCCCUUGAGUUUGUGGAUUGGGGUAACAAUGGCCCACUGAACGGUCAUCCGGCACGGAUGAAUUCCGCCAUCACAAACAUAGGUCCUACAGAGAGAUCCUAGAUUAUGAGGACGCUAGUUGUAAUUGGAGUAAAUAAGGGACAUAAGGCAUAUAAGCCACAUAA
This is a messenger RNA of Diaporthe batatas, 2132 nucleotides long. RefSeq lists its product as uncharacterized. Lineage: Eukaryota; Fungi; Ascomycota; Sordariomycetes; Diaporthales; Diaporthaceae. Gene Ontology annotation, biological process: transmembrane transport. The transcript has 11 exons. Gene Ontology annotation, cellular component: membrane. Bases 193 to 2070 code for a protein of 625 amino acids. The record is from RefSeq and is a predicted model, not a curated record.